Molecule: messenger RNA, 537 nt
Organism: Anoplophora glabripennis (Asian longhorned beetle)
Lineage: Eukaryota; Metazoa; Arthropoda; Insecta; Coleoptera; Cerambycidae
Exons: 2
Coding region: 157-522 (121 amino acids)
Source: RefSeq, a predicted model, not a curated record
UAUCGGAAAAAUCUGGACAAAGAGUAUAAAAGGGGUUAAACAAUUUAUAUUCGAUAGUACAUUAUUAGCUGUUGAAGAAACACUUGUAGGUACUGAAAAUGAAAUUAUUCGUAGUUGUACUUGCUGUAUCCAUCUGCUGUGCCAUGGCGCAACAUAAUGGUGGAGGCGGCUAUGGGGGAGGCGGACAAUUUGGUGGCGGACAAGGAGGCGGUCAUGGUGGAGGACCCGGGGGUGGCGGUUUUGGAGGUCAAGAUCAAGGUCAAGGUCAAGGUCAAGGUCGUGGAGGUGGUCCAGGUGGAUUUGGCGGUAGUCAAGGAGGUGGACAUGGCGGUGGAUUUGGAGGUGGACAAGGGGGCGGUUAUGGAGGUGGACAAAGUGGUGGUCUUGGAGGUGGACCAGGAGGUGGUCAAGGUGGACAAGGUUUUGGUGGUAGCCAUGGAAGUCAUCAGGGUGGCUACAGGGAUCAUGGGUAUUAAUUCAUACCUUAUAAAAAAAACUUGCGGUGUAAAAUUACAAAAAUAAAUUUUUAAUUCUUAA